GGAAUAUUCACAAAGCUUCUCUUCGUUAUUUCAUUAUGGAAAUACGAUUAUGCGUGCAAAAUGAGAUUAGUUAUUAGAGAAGAAAACUUCGACCGACACUCAUGAACUCUCGCACCUUAUAAAUAGGACUGGCGGGAGUUUAAAAGAACUCAUUUCUGAAUAAGAAAGCUAGUGUAACAAUCAAAAAUUUUUUUAAACAAACAUGCGGGUUUCUUGGCAUGUUGCCGUUUUUGUAUUUCCCUUCGGCUCACAUGCUACUCCUCUGCUCAAUCUCGUGAAAAGAAUCACGGCCUCUGCACCUGAAAAUGUCAAAUUUUCAAUCCUCGGCACUGCAGAAUCCAACAGACCAAUCUAUUCAGGUGCGAAAGACGACGACGAAUUCACCAACAUCAAGGCCUACAAUGUUUCGGAUGGCGUACCUAAAGAUCAUGUCUUUACAGGAAAUGCACUUCUAGAACAAAUUGGGAUGUUCAUAAACGCAACUCCUGGCAAUUUUGAGAAGGCUAUGAAGGAAGCAGAGGAGGAUACAGGGGUCAAGAUAAGCUGCUUGUUGACUGAUGCUUUUCUUUGGUUUGCCGCUGAUUUGGCACAGAAAAUUGGAGUUCCAUGGAUACCCUUUUGGCCUGCUGCAUCUUGCUCUUUAUCUGCUCAUCUUUACACUGAUGAUAUCCGAAGAUUGGUCGCCGCAAACGGGAAAAGAGUUGAAAUGAUUCCGGGUUUUGAAGGUUUAAGCAUCAAUGACAUGCCCAGAGAAGUUCUGUUGGAUAAUGAACAAUCACCAUUGGCACUUCUGCUUCACAAUAUGGCCCUGAAUCUGCCCAGAGCAACAGCUGUCGUGGUGAAUUCAUUUGAAGAGAUAGAUCCAGCCCUCACAUUAGACCUGAAAUCCAAGCUCCAAAAAGUCCUGAAAAUUAUCCCUACUCCUUCAAUGGCAGCAGCCUCAAAGAAAACCUCAAGUUUUCGGGUUUAUGACAACGACGAAUGCCUCGAGUGGUUGAAAAAACAGGAUGAUGCAUCAGUUGUGUACAUUGGCUUUGGAAGUGUUUGCAUUCCACCUCCUGAUGAAAUGGUAGGAUUAGCAGAGGCAUUGGAAACUUGCAAAACUCCAUUUCUAUGGUCACUGAAGGAUCAUGCUAGGAAGAGUUUGCCUGCUGGAUUCGUAGAUCGGACGAGCGGAUACGGAAAGUUCGUUUCAUGGGCGCCACAAAUGGAAGUUCUGGCUAGUGGGAAAGUUGGAGUGUUCGUGUCACAUGGUGGCUGGAUUUCCAUUUUAGAGAGCAUCUCAAAUGGUGUCCCUUUGAUUUGCAGGCCAUUUUUCGGGGAUCACGGCUUGAAUAGUGCAAUGGUGGAGCUGAAAUGGAGGAUUGGAAUGAGAGUGAAGGAUGGGGUUUUCACUAAGAAUGGAACAAUCAAUGCUAUAAAACUCAUUUUAGAUGGUGAAAAGGAGGGCAAGGAAAUCAAAGAGAAUGUCAAAUUGCUCAAGGGAUUGGCCACUGAUGCUGUUAAAUUACCCAAUGGAAGUUCAGCCAGAAACUUUCAGGAAUUGUUGGAGGUGAUAACAAAGCCUUAAUGUGGAACCAGAGAACAGGGUUCAUAAACAAUAAAUCAUUUCGACGAGCGCAUGCUUAUGUUUUGGUAUUCCCUUAUUUUUCAAGCACUUGAUCAAGGAUGUGCAGUCACAUAGUAUUAUGUUACACGAGUUUAUAUGUCAUGUGAUGCCUCUAGUCAGUUUCAGGAGAAAUUGAGCCUUUUGAUUCAUUUGAAAAAAUCUAAAAAGACAUGUGUUGGAUUGAAAGAAAUCGUAAAAGAAAUUUACAUUAAAGAAAUUUAUGCAUCUGUAUAUGUAAUGUUUAUAUGGUUUCGUCUUAUUAAUUACUAUACGGGAUCUUACUUUUAUUUUUAUGGUUUUCCUACUUCAGCCAACAACAAUUGUGGAUUUAAGCAGGUUUGAUGCUUAUGUCCCUCAGUUUAAAGGCAAUAGUUCCAGGUGAAUUUUGUUUCUUUAGAUCCCCCAUUUGCUUUUUAC
Oldenlandia corymbosa var. corymbosa is the source of this 2026-nucleotide messenger RNA. The record is from the annotation of a GenBank genome assembly. NCBI's taxonomy places the organism in Eukaryota, Viridiplantae, Streptophyta, Magnoliopsida, Gentianales, Rubiaceae.